AUGCCGACAUACGGUGUGGCAAAUGCCAGCGGGAGCGAGGGUGCCGAGGGACAUCUCGAGUCGGAUGCACUUCUCGGUGUGCGCUCUGAGGAGAGCCCAAAGCCCAGGGAAGGACAUGCGACGAUUGUGAGCUCUGUCAGCAACUUGGCGAAUACGAUUCUGGGCAGCGGCAUGCUUACCUUCCCAAUGGCCAUGGCCUCUGCCGGAGUGAUUCCUGGUAUAUUGACGUGCAUGUUCUCUGGUGCGAUGGGCGUGUUCGGGCUGUAUCUCUUGUCGCUGUGCGCGCGGUACGCGCCGCACCGGCGGAGCUCGUUCUUCGCUGUAUCACAGAUAACGUUUCCGAAGGCUAGCGUCUUCUUUGACUUGGCUAUUGCUGUUAAAUGCUUCGGAGUCUCGAUCAGCUACCUGAUCAUCAUCAAGUCGCUCAUGCCGAAUGUGGUCGCUUCGCUAUAUCACGACUUGACCUCCCUAGACACGAAUCCGCCCAAAUGGACUCAAUCACCAGAAAACUGGAUAGUCAUUUUCCUGUUCAUAUUGGCGCCGCUUGCGUUCUUGCGCAAAUUAAAUAGCUUAAGGCAUACUAGUUAUGUUGCUAUAUUUGCCGUAGUCUACUUGGUCGUCAUCGUGAUCACUUGCUAUUUCAGCCCUUUGAAAGGCACACCACCUAGAGGAGAAGUCCACAUGAUCCAUUUCACGUCGAGCUUCGUUUCGACGUUCCCAGUUCAGGUUUUCGCGUUUACAUGCGCGCAGAAUCUGUUCCCCGUCUUCAACGAACUGUAUCAUAACAGUCAGAAACGCAUGAAUAUUGCCAUCGGAACUUCCAUUGGGGGCGCUGUCUUCAUCUACGAGAUCAUUGCUGUCUUUGGUUAUCUGACAUUCGGCUCAAAUGUUGGCUCAAACAUCAUCGCAAUGUAUCCUUCAACGUCGCUAUUUGUUGCUGUCGGGCAACUCGCGAUUGUUGUUCUCAUCAUGUUCUCGUACCCACUGCAGAUACAGCCUUGUCGUAAUUGCAUGGACAAAGUCCUCAGCACGCACACCGUUGAGAAGCCUUUGGGCGACGAAGACGCAGAGACUGCGGUUGUGGACGAACACGGUCCAGCCGAGAUGAGCUUCAUGAAGCACACUGUGCUGACGGCAGGAAUUGUUGUAUCCACAUUCCUCAUCGCAUACACCGUCGACAACUUGCAAAUGGUGCUCUCCUUUGUCGGUUCGACGGGUUCAACGACUAUAUCAUUUAUCCUGCCCGGAUUCUUCUACUGGAAGCUCUCUCGGGACGACCCGACUGUGAGCCGAAGGCUGAACCGGUCCGCAUUUGCACUUGGAAUUUACGGGUGCUGCGUGUUUGUGUUCUGUCUCGGAUUCAACAUUUACCAAGUAAUACACCCCUCGAAAGGAGGCCCCUCUCAUUCAAUUGAUUAG
This is a messenger RNA of Coniophora puteana RWD-64-598 SS2, 1419 nucleotides long. RefSeq names its product vacuolar amino acid transporter 5. Gene Ontology annotation, cellular component: fungal-type vacuole membrane. The record is from RefSeq and is a predicted model, not a curated record. Gene Ontology annotation, molecular function: L-histidine transmembrane transporter activity; L-serine transmembrane transporter activity; L-lysine transmembrane transporter activity. Gene Ontology annotation, biological process: amino acid transmembrane transport. Bases 1 to 1419 code for a protein of 472 amino acids. The transcript has 10 exons. Lineage: Eukaryota; Fungi; Basidiomycota; Agaricomycetes; Boletales; Coniophoraceae.